Molecule: messenger RNA, 875 nt
Organism: Varanus komodoensis (Komodo dragon)
Lineage: Eukaryota; Metazoa; Chordata; Lepidosauria; Squamata; Varanidae
Gene: KRT222
Product: keratin 222
Exons: 6
Coding region: 33-875 (280 amino acids)
Source: RefSeq, a predicted model, not a curated record
CAGUUAUAGCCAAGGUGGAGGAUGGGAGCAGCAUGGAACUGUCCCAGCUCCUCAAUGAGAUCAGGGCAAACUAUGAAACGCUCAUCACCCGAAGUCAGAUAGAGACCGUCCUCUCAGCAGGGACCCAGCUAGAAGCAGCAGCUAGUGAGAGAAUGAACAAAGACGAAGAAGUCCUAAAGGCAGCCAGGGAAGAGUUAAACGAAGCGAGACGUCAGUGGCAUCACAUGCAGAUGGAAAUUGACUCUCUCCAUGCUGUGGAAAAGGGUCUGGAACGUUCUCUUCGUACCACUGAACGGCAGUACCAAAAACAGCUAAAGCAUCUAGAAACAGAGAUUGAAGGUCUGGAGAAAGAGCUACAAGAUGUUCGGCAGGGAAUUGAUAAACAGCUUCAGCAACAUGAAAUAUUACUAAACACUAAGAUGAAGCUUGAGCAAGAAAUAGCUACAUACCGCAAUCUGCUGCAGCAGGAAGAGGAAAGGUUUCAUUGUUCUGCACGCCAAGAAAGAAAAGAUGACAAAAAGCCUACCACCAGCAGAAUAGCAUUUAUCUUGCCUUCACCAAGUGAGUUAAAGAAGCAUGAGAUUGAAAAAGUGGAAAUACUGACGACACAAGCCAUCCUAAAUGUUGCAAAGGAGAGUGCAGAAGCACAUGGCACAGUACAGACAGAAAAAGUCGAUGAAGUUAUUAAAGAAUGGGAAGGCUCUUUCUUUAAGGACAACCCUCGCUUAAGGAAAAAAUCAGUUUCACUGCGUUUUGAUCUCCACCUGGCAGCCACAGAUGAAGGUUGUUUACAGACUAAACAGAAAAGCGUGCCUGAUAUUGAAGUGAGAUUGGUCAUGAGGAGGUCUUGUAGCAUCCCAUCCAUCAAAACUUAA